This is a messenger RNA of Maudiozyma barnettii, 645 nucleotides long. RefSeq names its product Ccw14p (gene CCW14). Lineage: Eukaryota; Fungi; Ascomycota; Saccharomycetes; Saccharomycetales; Saccharomycetaceae. The transcript has a single exon. The coding region runs from base 1 to 645 and encodes 214 amino acids. The record is from RefSeq and is a predicted model, not a curated record.
AUGCGUACUUCUGCCGUUUUAACCUCCGUUUUAUCCCUAGCUUUACUAUCCAAGGAAGUCUUAGCCACUCCUCCAGCCUGUUUGUUAGCCUGUGUUGCUCAGGUUACCUCCGGUUCUUCCCAAUGUAAGACUCUAAGCAACCUAGACUGUGUUUGUUCCAGCGAAAGCUCUGCCGUCAAGAGCUGUUUAGACUCUAUCUGUCCAAACGGUAACGCUGAUGCAGCUUACUCUGCUUUCAAGAGCUCUUGUUCCGACCAAAAUAUUUCUCUAGGUGACUCUUCUUCCUCUUCUUCAGCUGCAUCUUCCUCUUCCUCUUCUACUAGUGCUUCCUCCUCUUCUGAAAAAGCUUCCUCUUCCUCCGCCAUCGUUUCCUCUUCUUCUUCUUCUGAAGCUGCUGCUUCUACUUCUACUGAAGCCUCUGUCGAAGCCUCUGUCGAAGUUACUACCACUUCUUCUUCUACUGAAGCUCCAACUACUACCUCCACUAUCACAUCUGUUUCCGAAGAGCCAACUACUUCUUCUGAAUCUACUACAUCUUCUACAAGCUCCACCAAGUCCAUCGUUUCUGUUUCUCAAGGUGGUGCUAACCUUCUACAACUAGGUGGUUCUCUAGCCGUUGUUGCUGCUGCUGCUCUAUUGAUUUAA